Morchella sextelata is the source of this 171-nucleotide messenger RNA. RefSeq lists its product as uncharacterized. The coding region runs from base 1 to 171 and encodes 56 amino acids. Lineage: Eukaryota; Fungi; Ascomycota; Pezizomycetes; Pezizales; Morchellaceae. The transcript has a single exon. The record is from RefSeq and is a predicted model, not a curated record.
AUGCUGCUGCAGACUGGUGGUGAAGAUGGUGAUGAUGCUUCUUCUUCUUCUGCUGCUGCUGCUGCUGCUGCUGCUGCUGCUGCUUCUGCUUCUGCUCCAGGAGGCAGAGGUCUGGCGGGAGUGAAGCUUGUUGUCGAUGCAGCUCUCACGUGUGUGUCCGUGUCGGUCUGA